Molecule: messenger RNA, 1656 nt
Organism: Microsporum canis CBS 113480
Lineage: Eukaryota; Fungi; Ascomycota; Eurotiomycetes; Onygenales; Arthrodermataceae
Product: cytochrome P450 82A2
Exons: 3
Coding region: 1-1656 (551 amino acids)
Molecular function (GO): iron ion binding; monooxygenase activity; oxidoreductase activity, acting on paired donors, with incorporation or reduction of molecular oxygen
Source: RefSeq, a predicted model, not a curated record
AUGGUCACUCAAACAUUCUUCUUGCUGGGCCGUAGGGAGAGUACGACUCGAAAACUCGAUAUUGAUAGUCCCGAUUCUCUGGACGAUUUACUGCCUGGAAUCGCAGCUGUCUAUAGCAUACUUUGCCCAAAAGGAAUUCGUUUUCACAGCGAGCAUAAACAGCUGGAUAGCAUUGAGGAGCUGAUCCAGAGUGAUGAUGCCGUAGGAAUCAGUGUCCACGGUUAUCCGGUCAGGGAGCCGCAGCAGCCACCUGUGGUUCCAGGAGUCGGUAAUCAUUUCGAGAUUUAUCCCGACCACCUGGGGAACCACCAGCGACUGUUCAACAAAUAUGGCUCAGUAAUUCGCACUGAUAAUUUUGGCCGGAUCACAUAUCUCACCAAUGACCCAGACAUUACUGCCCUUGCGUUCCAAGAUGGCGAGUACUUUACCAAAGCUCCGUCGACGGCAAACCAUCCUCUAUAUGGGAUUCGUGAUCAGACGGCGCUGUUUCUAUGCGAUACAGAUUCUCCGGCAUGGAAGGACGCUCACAGGUUCAUUCCACCAAGCAUGACGCCUCGCGCAGUGCGGCACUACACGCCGCUACUGCAGCAAUCUGUCGAGGCGUCAUUCCGGGUUUUGGAUAUCUUUGAUAAACAUGGUGAGGCAUUCAACGUCUACCAGUUUACAGCCAAGCUUGCGUCUCAGGUUAUCUGCCAGCUAGUACUGGGCAUGGAUAUGCACCAUUUUGACGAAGUAGACAGCCCUAUGCACCGCAUCAUCGUGUUGCUGCAAAAUUAUCUCACCCUUAACCGACGCGUGCAAACCAAAGGAUCCUGGUACUCGUAUCUCCCUUUUGGUGACCCAGUUGCGCUCAAACAGACUCGCCGGGAGCUCUACGAGCUUAUAGAACAGGCUAUAUUGGCCUGCAGGCAAGGCGAAGGCACACAGGACCUCCCUAUCCAGACAGCGGCUCUGCAUGCGUCGUGUCUAGUCGAUUACCUGGCGCGCGCAACUGACGAGCAGGGGGCAAAACUCAGACAUGAAUACAUCCUCAGCAACACACUCGCACUCGUCGGGGCAGGUUUCGUUACUAGUUCUGCAUUCCUGUCAUGGCUUAUAUAUGCGAUAGUGACGUAUCCGGGCCAGCAAGACCACCUACUGCAGGAGCUGGUCGACCACGGCGCCACCGCCGACAAGCGCUGGACGUACGACGAGAUCCAAGAUUUAGGAUACCUCGAUGCGUUCGUCAAGGAGACACAGCGCCUGCAUAGCCCAUCCUUUCAGCCUGGGCGCAAUGUCAGGCGAGAUGUCAUCCUCCCCGGCGGCUGGAUUCUUCCGCAAGAUGCGAUCCUUAUACCGAGCAUGCCGCAUCUGCAUCGACAUGCCGAACACUGGGAUAACCCCGAGCGUUUCGACGCCGGCCGGUGGACAACAGAUGCGGUCAAGAACCGUCACAGGAGCAUUUAUGUGCCCUUCGCGGGGGGUGCGCGAGGCUGUAUUGGGUUCAAUGUUGCGCUGCAGGAGGUGAAAGUGGCACUGGCCGAGCUGGUGUACCGCUACGAGUUUGUGGCUGCGAGCAACGAGGCGAUCGAGUACGAUCCAGAAUUUAUCGUGAUCCGCCCGAUGAAUUUCUAUGCGCGCGCACUGCGACGGUCGUCCUGGCCGCCACGAUCCUAG